Messenger RNA from Striga hermonthica, 489 nucleotides. The record is from the annotation of a GenBank genome assembly. Lineage: Eukaryota; Viridiplantae; Streptophyta; Magnoliopsida; Lamiales; Orobanchaceae.
AUGGUUCUCAAGACCGAGCUUUGCCGUUUUAGUGGUGCCAAGAUCUACCCUGGAAAAGGCAUUAGAUUCAUUAGAUCUGACUCCCAGGUUUUCCUCUUCGCCAACUCAAAAUGUAAGAGAUACUUCCACAACCGCCUGAGGCCAGCAAAGCUUACUUGGACUGCUAUGUACCGCAAGCAGCAUAAGAAGGACAUUGCUGCUGAAGCUGUGAAGAAGAGGCGCAGAGCGACCAAGAAGCCUUACUCAAGGUCCAUUGUUGGCGCUACAUUGGAAGUCAUCCAGAAGAGAAGAGCCGAGAAGCCUGAGGUCCGUGAUGCUGCUCGUGAAGCUGCUUUACGUGAAAUCAAGGAAAGGAUCAAGAAAACCAAGGACGAGAAAAAGGCAAAGAAGGCUGAGUUGGUGUCCAAGCAGAAGAGUGGAAAGGGCAAUGUGUCCAAGGCUGCCAUGCCCAAGGGUCCCAAGCUUGGAGGUGGUGGUGGCAAGCGUUGA